GCUGGAAAGCCGAGAAGGCGAGAAGAGGAGACAAGAAUCAGAACGUCAACAACAACGAUGAUGGAAUAAAAAGAAUUGUUACAGGUCAUUAAAAACUUUGCUGACGGAAUUUAAAGGCUGUUACAUAAUAAAGCACCCAACGAUGGAGAAUUUAGUAGAUACAUAAAUUGACAGUCUAAUUGUUAGUUACAUAAGUCAUGAACUAUGGUGGAAAGAGUGGCGAAUAUGUUGUUAAAAUCGGUCCUGAGAUCGCCGUCCCGAGCAUUUUCAAUUUUGUCAUCAGCCUCUCGUCCAAGCAGCUUGAGUUACGUCCCAUGUCCUGUCGCCCGUAGUCUCUUGAAGAGGAAUCAAAAUUCGGGAUUAUUCAGCAGCAUCAGUCAUUCUAAAAUAAGAGAGCUGAAAAGGGAGUACAGGGCAGUGUGUCAACUGCUGCAAAGAUCAGGUUUUGAUGUUUCCAAGAGAAACUUUCACACUACGUUGAGGCGCUGUCAAGAGGAGGGAAAAAAGUCUGGCUCUUCAGCGCCCAAUAACAACGGCAAGAAGCCAAACCGGGAGGAUGACGAGGAAACCAAAAUUUCGUCUUUGUUGGCCAAAGCCUUCCUCUGGAUGCUCACGGCGUACUUGCUCAUUGGAGUCGUGUCUCUGCUUUUUCCCAGCAGCAACCAACCCGAGGUCACCAGAUAUGUUUCCUGGAAUGAAUUCGUGCACCACAUGCUGGCGAAAGGAGAGGUGGAGGAAAUCAUUGUUCGGCCGGACAUGGACAUCGUCACCAUCAUUCUCCAUGAAGGUGCCAUCAUCAAAGGACGAAGAAUGGAACACAAAACCUUCCACAUGAACAUCGUUGACACGAACAAAUUCGAGGAGAAACUUCGAGCUGCCGAGCAACGGCUGGGCAUCAAUUCCGAAAAUGGCGUGCCUGUCGUUUACGAAAGAAACUCGGACACUGCCGGCAAACUGCUGGCCUCCCUGAUCGUGGUUGCCUUACUGCUGUCGCUGCUUUCCCGCAGCAAGUCGCUCAAGUCGCCCACCAACAUGGAUCCGUUUUCGCAAAUGAGCCGAGCCAAAUUCACGCUGGUCGACCCUCUCACCAGUCCUGGAAAGGGCGUGCAUUUCUCUGACGUGGCAGGACUGAAAGAGGCCAAGCAGGAGGUCAGCGAGUUUGUCGAUUACCUCAAGAGGCCCGAACAUUACAAGAAGCUGGGGGCAAAGGUUCCUAAAGGGGCGCUGAUGCUAGGUCCUCCGGGCUGUGGGAAAACGAUGCUGGCCAAAGCAGUGGCGACCGAGUCCAACGUGCCGUUCCUCUCGAUGAACGGGUCCGAGUUCAUCGAGAUGAUCGGUGGGCUCGGUGCCGCCAGGGUGCGAGACUUGUUCAGGGAGGCAAAGAAGCGGUCGCCCUGCAUCAUUUACAUAGACGAAAUCGACGCCAUUGGACGCAAAAGGAGUUCGGGCUCUGGCCAGUUCGAUGGCGCAGUCGGAGAAGGCGAGCAAACGUUGAACCAGCUGCUCGUCGAAAUGGACGGCAUGGUGUCCAAGGAGGGGGUCUUGAUGCUCGCCUCCACCAACCGAGCAGACGUCUUGGACAAGGCACUUUUGAGGCCCGGACGGUUCGACCGGCACAUCCUGAUCGACCUUCCGACAUUAGAGGAGCGGAGGGAAAUUUUCGAGCACCACCUGCGUGCCAUCAAGUUGGAGCAAAAGCCGGCAUUGUAUUCAAGCCGCAUGGCCUUCCUCACUCCGGGCUUCAGCGGUGCGGACAUCGCCAACGUUUGCAACGAGGCAGCCCUGCACGCGGCCAGAGACAAGCACAGCACCGUGAAGGGCGCAGACCUCGAGUACGCCGUCGAGCGGGUGGUCGGCGGCACGGAGAAGCGCUCGCAAACCAUGUCUCCGCAGGAGAAGAGAGUGGUGGCCUACCACGAGUCGGGACACGCCCUCGUCGGCUGGCUGCUGCCGCACACGGACGCCCUGCUCAAGGUCACCAUCGUGCCCAGGACCAACAUGGCGCUCGGCUUUGCGCAGUACACGCCCACGGACCAGAAACUGAUUUCCAAGGAGGAGCUCUUUGAUAAAAUGUGCAUGGCGCUCGGCGGCAGGGUAGCCGAGUCUCUCACUUUCAACCGAAUCACCACUGGCGCCCAGAACGACUUGCAGAAAGUCACCAAGAUGGCCUAUGCGCAGGUGAAGCAGUUUGGUAUGAGUCCCGAAGUCGGUCUAGUGUCCUUCCCAGAGGAAAAUUCGCGGGAAUCGGGCAGGCGGCCGUACAGCAAGAAGUUUGCCAACAUGAUGGACAGCGUGGCGCAAGAUCUCGUCACCAGGGCCUACAGGAAUACGGAGCAAGUGCUGCGCAGGAACAUGGACAAACUAGAAAAGAUUGCCGAGGAACUGUUGAAGAAGGAGGUUUUGAAUUACGACGACGUCGAGGCGUUGAUCGGGCCUCCUCCGCACGGGAAAAAGAGGCUGAUUGCGCCUGCUGACUUUGAACUGUCGGUUCAGGAAGACGCUGGCGCCGGAAACACCGCAAGUCAGGACGCUGCUUCGGAGAAAGAGUGAUUAUUUCUAGUGUUCAGAUCAAUAAAUUUGUUAGUCCGAAACACGG
Cloeon dipterum is the source of this 2596-nucleotide messenger RNA. RefSeq names its product Paraplegin (gene Spg7). Gene Ontology annotation, cellular component: membrane; m-AAA complex. The record is from RefSeq and is a predicted model, not a curated record. Gene Ontology annotation, biological process: mitochondrial protein processing. Bases 205 to 2550 code for a protein of 781 amino acids. Gene Ontology annotation, molecular function: metalloendopeptidase activity; ATP hydrolysis activity; ATP binding. Lineage: Eukaryota; Metazoa; Arthropoda; Insecta; Ephemeroptera; Baetidae. The transcript is spliced from 12 exons.